Apis florea (little honeybee) is the source of this 1148-nucleotide messenger RNA. Its product is annotated as odorant receptor 4. Gene Ontology annotation, molecular function: odorant binding; olfactory receptor activity. Gene Ontology annotation, biological process: sensory perception of smell; detection of chemical stimulus involved in sensory perception of smell. The record is from RefSeq and is a predicted model, not a curated record. Gene Ontology annotation, cellular component: plasma membrane. Lineage: Eukaryota; Metazoa; Arthropoda; Insecta; Hymenoptera; Apidae.
UUUAUACAAAAUUAUAUAUAAUAAUACAAAUUUAAUUACUCUUUUAACAAUUUUCAUAUAAGUUCUUAAUCGCUGUGCAGUUAUCACUUCAAUCCGUUUCACUUAAAUCUAAUCAUAAAGACUCUAUAGCAUCAGUUAGCUUCGCUACAAUUUCAGACGUCCAGUUCUCUCUUAAUAAUCGAUUAUCGAAGUACUGAAAAAGAUGCACACACGCAACAUCGUUGAGCUUGCGCUCGUCGACCUUGCAAUCAAUGUUACCGAGCUUUCGUAAACAGUUGUUUUCAAACUGUCUACGAAUAUGCAUCUCACUGUACUAAAUGAGAGUGAUUAUAGAGCGCGAAAUCUAAAGUAUAAGGAAGAUAUCGCUUAUGUAACCAAACACAACAAGUGGAUUUUGAAAUCUAUCGGUAUUUGGCCAAUAUUUCUAAAGAAUGUCGCAAAAUUUCUACCGAAAAUCAUAAUUGGAAUUAGUAAUUUUGUCCUACUUUUCGCCAUUAUACCAUGCAUCUUGUAUAUCAUGUUCGAAGAGAAGAAUAACGUGAUAAAAUUAAAAUUAUGCGGUUUAUUGAUAUUCUGCUCGAUUGCGUUGAUGAAGCACUGGGCGCUCGCCUAUCGCAAACCAAAAAUUAAGAAUUGCAUCGAACAGAUAGAGAAUGAUUGGGAACAGGUCAGUAAAUUAUUUAAAAGAAUUGAAUAAGAAAAAAUAAAAAGUUGAAAACAACUUGACAAUUAAUAAUCGUAAUUUUUAAAUUAGUCAAUAUGUUAUUUCUUAAAGUUAAAAAAAACAUUUAGUGUUUCGUUAAGGGCACAUCUCUACUGGAUGUGACAGGUAGAAUUAUAUGAGGAUCGCGAAAUGAUGCUAAAAUACGGGCAAGUGGGUAGAAAUUUGACAAUAAUUUGUGCCGUUUUUAUGUAUACCGGUGGCAUUAUUUAUCACACAAUUUUACAAUACAAAAUCGGUACGUUUAUUGAUGAAUAUAAUCGCACGAUCAAGCCGGUAAUUUAUCCCACAUAUAGCGGCCUAUUUAAUGUUCAAAGAAGCCCUAUUUAUGAAUUAAUAUAUUUUCUUCAUUGCACAUGUGGAUACAUCAUGUAUUCCAUAACUGCUGGUGCUUGUGGAUUAGCCGCACUUUUCGCAACACAUGCUU